AUGUCUAGUAAGAACAAACAAUUCGUGGUUAAAGUUGGUAUGCUUGGUGACGUACAAGUUGGUAAAACAAGUUUGAUGGUGAAAUAUGUUAAUGGUAAAUUUGAUGAGGAUUAUAUUAUGACUCUUGGAGUUAACUUUUUGGAAAAGAAGGUCCAAAUCAAGAAUACGGAAGUAAAUCUAAUGAUUUGGGAUUUAGGAGGUCAAAAAGAGUUUAUGAGCAUGCUUGACCUUGUCUGUAAUGAUUCCUUAGCUUUGUUCUUUAUGUUUGAUCUCACAAGGAAACAAACACUUCGUUCCGUUAAAGAUUGGUUCCUUCACUCACGAAAAUAUAACAAACGAGCUCUGCCUUUUUUGAUUGGUACAAAGUAUGAUAAGUUUGUUGAUCUCCCAAAGGAAGAUCAAGAAGAUAUAACAGCACAAGCCAGAAAAUAUGCUGAAAAGAUGAAGUGUCCUCUCAUCUAUUGUAGCGCUGCUGCUGGUAUUAACAUCAAAAAGCUUUUCAAACUUGUAUUGGCCAAAGUAUUCGAUUUCCCUCCAAGUAUUGAUAAGAUUACUGCUAUAGGAGAACCAAUUUUGGAAUAUGAAUAA
Messenger RNA from Naegleria gruberi, 588 nucleotides. Its product is annotated as ras family small GTPase. The transcript has a single exon. Bases 1 to 588 code for a protein of 195 amino acids. The record is from RefSeq and is a predicted model, not a curated record. NCBI's taxonomy places the organism in Eukaryota, Heterolobosea, Eutetramitea, Acrasida, Naegleriidae. Gene Ontology annotation, molecular function: GTPase activity; GTP binding.